Messenger RNA from Oppiella nova, 628 nucleotides. The record is from the annotation of a GenBank genome assembly. NCBI's taxonomy places the organism in Eukaryota, Metazoa, Arthropoda, Arachnida, Sarcoptiformes, Oppiidae.
CUGUCCGUCAGAUACAGCGAACACCAGAAGAGGAUUCACUCAGAGAUCGAUUCUGUGGUCGGAAGAGAUCGGAGUCCCUGUUAUGCCGACAGACUUCAUAUGCCGUUCACUCAGGCGUUCAUUAACGAGUCGUUUCGAUACAAAACUAAAUUGCCGUUCAAUUUGAUGCGAUGCACAACUAAGGAUACGACAGUUUUGGGUCAUUUCAUACCGAAAGACACCAGAGUUAUAGUCAACACAUAUGCGCUUCACUCUGAUCCCAACGUAUGGGUUAACCCUAAAGAGUUUAUUCCCAACCGAUUCCUAUCAAGUGAUGGCAAAAAAGUACUCAAAUAUGAGACUUUCAUACCAUUUCUAAUAGGUAAGCGUUCGUGUGUUGGGGAGACGUUAGGACGAGUGGAGGUAUUCCUGUAUUUCGUAUCACUUCUGCAAAGAUAUAGAGUUAGUGCUAAGAAUGUGGACAUAAUGUCAGUCAUAGCCGAUAGGUUAACGAUGAAUGCAAAGCCAAAGGAUGACCUAAUCCUCGAGUUUCACAAAUGUUUAUAACAUAAUGUGUUUAUAUUAUAUUUAAUAUGAUUCAGUUGCCUAUUAAAUAUACUUGCCAAUUAAAUGAGGCAGUAAUGUAAUC